This is a messenger RNA of Culex quinquefasciatus (southern house mosquito), 880 nucleotides long. RefSeq lists its product as uncharacterized. The coding region runs from base 338 to 808 and encodes 156 amino acids. The transcript has 2 exons. NCBI's taxonomy places the organism in Eukaryota, Metazoa, Arthropoda, Insecta, Diptera, Culicidae. The record is from RefSeq and is a predicted model, not a curated record.
AAAAGCAUGUUAAAUUUACAUAUUUUUACUCUAGUUGUCUCUGUCAACGCCUAUCCUAUUAUACCGUGCCUCGUUCCGGGCCCAGGGCAAUAAUGAUGAUGAUGAUGUUGGGUGGUGGGCCGGUGGAGGCAGAGGUUCGGAUUGAAACCGGGUGCGCGCCAUCGAGUUAGGCAAUCCCAAGCCAAUCACGUUUUUCAGUCGCUUCGUUCGGCUUGCUUCGAUAAGGUGCUCUCUUUCCUAAACUAGAAAAGAAAACAACAAUAUCCAAAUCUACGUGAUUAUCGAAGCAACCCUUUUCAUUUUCCAAAACUGUUCGGAACCAGCGACCUUGGUGACAAUGAAGGAGAUUGCCUCGUCCGCGCCUGAAGAGGAAGUGCCCAAACCGCCGGCCAUCGUAUCGUACGCGUUCGAGAAGGAGAUCAUCAACCGGGCGAAUGCGCACAUCCGCGUGACGGACAGCUUUAUGCCGGAUGUGCGUCGGGUGCCGAUAGCGAUCAAGUUCUGGUCCAAGUACGACUCGACCUCGGAGGAGGCCCAGCGCAAGCUGGCCAACGUGCACAAGUACGUGGAGCUGCUGGAGAAGAACAUCACGGAGGGACCGCGGGAAAAGUACCAGGAACCUCGGACGGAGAAUCAGUGUUACGGAUGGCACUCCGGCGCGGUAGACCCACUGGUAACGGAGGACGCCCACCUGUUGUACCACCCUAAGAAGCGCCAAGAAAUCACCCUGAUCGGCGAGAAGAUCAACGCGGACAAGAUCACCCAGCGACCUCGGUUCACCGGAAUCCCGUUCAAACUACCCAGUUGAAAUCGUUUUGAGUAUUUUUGUUUUAUUUUUAGCACAAUAAAUUAACUGUUGAAACAUGUUACGAGCUGCCUA